AUGAAUAAAUUAGUGUCAAUCAUUUUAGUUAUAUUCUUUUUGUUCCAUAAUUAUGCUUUAUGCUCCGAGGAACAUGAAAUUACUCACAAAACCUAUUUUGAUAUAACUAUCGAUGACAAGCCACUUGGAAGAAUCGUAUUUGGUUUAUAUGGAAAGAUAGCCCCCAAGACAGUAGAAAAUUUUGUAAGUAUAUGUAAAGGGACAGUUGUAGAUGGAAAAAUGUUACACUAUACGAAUUCUAUUUUUCAUCGUAUAAUACCCAAUUUUAUGGCUCAAGGAGGAGACAUAACUAAUUUUAAUGGAACUGGUGGUUUAAGUAUUUAUGGAAAAAAAUUUGAAGAUGAAAAUUUUAAAGUAAAUCAUAGUAAAAGAGGAUUAUUAUCAAUGGCUAAUGCAGGAAAAAAUACCAAUGGAAGUCAAUUCUUUAUAUUAUUUAUUCCUACUCCAUGGCUUGAUGGAAGACAUGUAGUUUUUGGUGAAGUAGUUGAAGGGUUAGAUAAAUUAGUACAUAUUGAAGCUGUAGGAACAGAUUCUGGUGAACCAUUAAAGAGAGUAUUGGUUAAAGAAUCAGGAGAAUUACCAUUGUAA
Molecule: messenger RNA, 588 nt
Organism: Plasmodium reichenowi
Lineage: Eukaryota; Apicomplexa; Aconoidasida; Haemosporida; Plasmodiidae
Product: peptidyl-prolyl cis-trans isomerase
Exons: 3
Coding region: 1-588 (195 amino acids)
Biological process (GO): protein peptidyl-prolyl isomerization; protein folding
Cellular component (GO): intracellular membrane-bounded organelle
Molecular function (GO): peptidyl-prolyl cis-trans isomerase activity
Source: RefSeq, a predicted model, not a curated record